GCCCCCCACCUUCCUCAGCCCUUUAUCGUCAAUCAUCUUUACUUCUCGUUUAAUUUACUGUUUCAUACAUUCUCCGUAUUUUCCUCAAAAGAAGGGCCUCCUUGACCCAAAAUCCAAUUCCCGCAUUAACUUUUUUUUUUAAGCAGGCUCUCUUGGUUUUCGCGUAUUUGAUUGUCUCUCUCUCUGAUUGCGUCGCGACUUUACCUGCAACAUGGUCCAGUAUCACCGCUACCUUGCGCCGAAGAAGGGUGGUGAUUUCCCAAAAGAUGGCAUCUUUGAGUCCCACGGUCUUAACUUUGAUUUCUCCACCUCUUCUUACUGCAAGAGAACCAGGCCCAACUCCUUCCCUUUCUUGUUUCUCGCUCUUCUCUGUUGCUGCUUUGUGCUGGCUCCUCUUUUCUUUGGCUCUUGUUUCACUUUCUCUCUCCUCUAUUCCCCUGAAGCUGAAAAUGAUAGCUCCUCUAUGCGGUUGUCUGCAAAUGCUUCUUCGUGCUCUUCAGUUUCAAAUGGAGGAAUCAUAUAUUGUGAUAGAAGCGGUUAUCGUUCUGAUAUCUGUAUAAUGAAAGGAGAUAUAAGAACACACUCUGCUUCCUCGUCGGUAUUCCUUUUCAACUCAAGAAGGGAGAAUUUUGAAGGCAGCAAAGAUGAAGCUCAGGAAUCCCAACACGAAAGGAUCAAGCCGUACACUCGAAAAUGGGAAACGAGCAUCAUGAAUCUCAUCGAUGAAUUGCACCUAACAUCGAGGACAGAAAAUUUGGGAACGGAUCAUGGUUGUGAUGUUCAGCAUGAUGUUCCAGCAGUGUUCUUCUCCAAUGGGGGAUAUACAGGCAACGUCUAUCACGAGUUCAACGAUGGAAUCAUACCUUUGUACAUUACUUCCCAGCAUUUGAACAAAAAGGUUGUGUUUGUGGUUCUUCAAUACCAUAAUUGGUGGAUGUUGAAGUACAAAGAUAUUCUUUCUCAAUUAUCAGAUUUCCCAGUCAUCGAUUUCAACAGGGACAACCGGACCCACUGCUUCCCAGAAGCCAUUGUUGGUCUAGGAAUCCAUGAUGAGUUGACUGUGAACCCUGCAUUGAUGGAAGGUAACAAGAGUAUUGUUGAUUUUAGAAACCUCCUGGAUCGCUCCUACUGGCCUCGAAUCAAAAGCUUGAUUCAAGAAGAGGAAAGGGAAGCUCAGGCCAAGGUUAGAGAAAGAGUGCAAGAAGAAAAUCAAUGGGAGAAACCCAAAUUGGUUGUUAUCUCAAGAACUGGGUCAAGAGCAAUAACUAACGAGAAUUUGAUGGUGAAAAUGGCAGAGGAAAUUGGGUUCCGAGUGAAAGUUCUAGGGCCUGAUAAAACAACCGAACUGGCAAAGAUUUACAAGGCAUUGAAUGAAAGUGAUGUGAUGAUUGGUGUUCAUGGGGCUGCUAUGACUCAUUUUCUGUUCUUGAGACCUGGUUCUGUGUUUAUUCAAGUGGUUCCUUUAGGUACCCCAUGGGCAUCAGAAACUUAUUAUGGAGAACCUGCUAGGAAAUUAGGAUUGAAGUACAUAGGCUAUGAAAUUCAUCCCAAAGAGAGCUCUUUGUAUCAGAAAUACCAUAAGAACGAUCCUGUUCUGACAAACCCAAGAAGCAUUACAAAGAAAGGGUGGGAAUACACAAAGCAGAUCUAUCUAGACCACCAAAAUGUCACAUUAGAUCUCACAAGAUUCCAGAAAAGGCUGCAUCGUGCGUAUGACUACACUGUGGCAAGAUUAAAUCUGCAUAGUCGACAUUAAAUUUCAUCCUUCGUGUUCAUUCUUUGAUCUUCACAAUUCACAUUUCAAAGUCUUGUAUUCUUGUGCAUAGGGAAACACAGAGUUUCCUUCUGUUGUAAAUGUGCGUACAGUGGAAAUCCAAACAUUUAAUAAUAAAUAAAAUAACAAUAUGAUCUGGAACAGCA
Molecule: messenger RNA, 1920 nt
Organism: Neltuma alba
Lineage: Eukaryota; Viridiplantae; Streptophyta; Magnoliopsida; Fabales; Fabaceae
Product: beta-1,2-xylosyltransferase XYXT1-like
Exons: 3
Coding region: 212-1756 (514 amino acids)
Molecular function (GO): glycosyltransferase activity
Source: RefSeq, a predicted model, not a curated record